AUGGGACAGGAUGCUUUCAUGGAGUCCCUCAGCAGCAUGGCUGGGAUCUUUCUGUGCAAAAUAUACUUUCUUCUUAUAGCAGGUGUUUGUUCGGGGCUGAAGGUGACCGUUCCUUCACACACUGUCCACGGCAUCAGGGGGCAGGCCCUCUACCUCCCCGUGCACUAUGGCUUCCACACUCCAGCAUCCGACAUCCAGAUUAUAUGGCUGUUUGAAAGAUCCCACACGAUGCCUAAAUACUUGCUGGGCUCCGUGAAUGAGUCAGUGGUUCCCGACUUGGAAUACCAGCACAAGUUCACCAUGAUGCCACCCAAUGCGUCUCUCCUCAUCAAUCCGCUGCAGUUCUCGGAUGAGGGCAAUUACAUUGUGAAGGUCAACAUCCAGGGAAAUGGAACUCUGUCCUCAAGUCAGAAGAUACAAGUCACCGUUGAUGAUCCUGUCAUGAAGCCUGUGGUUCAGUUCUACCCAGCUUCUGGGGCUGUGGAGUAUGUGGGCAACAUUACCUUGACCUGCCAGGUGGCAGGGGGUACCAGGCUAGUUUACCAGUGGCGAAAAAAUGGGAAACCUGUUUGCAUCAACUCCAGCCACUCCCUUUCUCCCGAAAACAACACCCUUUGGAUUGCUCCAGUGACAAAGGAGGAUGUUGGGAACUACAGCUGUCUUGUCUCAAACCCCGUUAGUGAGAUGGAAAGUGACAUCAUUAUGCCCACCAUAUAUUAUGGACCUUAUGGACUUCAAGUUAAUUCUGACAAGGGGCUAAAAGUGGGAGAAGUGUUCACUGUUGACCUAGGAGAAGCUAUCCUGUUUGAUUGUUCUGCUGAUUCUUAUCCUCCCAACACUUACUCCUGGAUCCAAAGAUCUGACAACACAACACAUGUCAUUCAACAUGGGCCUCGUUUAGAAGUGGCAUCUGAGAAAGUGGCCCAGAAGACCACUGACUACAUGUGCUGUGCUUACAACAACAUAACGGGAAAGCGAGAUGAAACUCAUUUCACCAUCAUCAUCACUUCCGUAGGACUGGAGAAACUUGCACAAAAAGGAAAAUCGCUGUCCCCAUUAGCGAGUAUAACUGGAAUAUCGCUGUUUUUGAUUAUAUCCAUGUGUCUUCUUUUUCUAUGGAAAAAAUAUCAACCUUACAAAGCUAUAAGGCAGAAGCUAAGAAGCCGAUCAGAGUCCGAAUACAGAAAAGCUCAAACCUUUUCAGGCCAUGAAGAUGCUCUGGGUGACUUCGGAAUAUACGAAUUUGUGACUUUUCCAGAUGCGUCUGGUGUUCCCAGGAUGCCAACUAGGUCUGCCCCAGCCUCUGAUGGUGUGACAGGGCAUGAUUUUCUUGGAACCAUUUAUGAAGUUAUUCAGCACAUCCCUGCCCAACAACAAGUCAAUCGAGAGUGA
Cricetulus griseus (Chinese hamster) is the source of this 1392-nucleotide messenger RNA. The record is from RefSeq and is a predicted model, not a curated record. Lineage: Eukaryota; Metazoa; Chordata; Mammalia; Rodentia; Cricetidae.